Dujonia railenensis is the source of this 1404-nucleotide messenger RNA. NCBI's taxonomy places the organism in Eukaryota, Fungi, Ascomycota, Pichiomycetes, Serinales, Debaryomycetaceae. The record is from the annotation of a GenBank genome assembly.
AUGACAUCAAGGUAUAGAGUAGAGUACGCUUUAAAGAGCCAUAGAAGAGAUGAGUUCAUUGAAUGGAUAAAAGGUCUCCUUGCCGUUCCAUUUGUAUUGCGGGCCGACGCUGAAAAUUAUGAUAACCAAUUUGACCAUUAUGAUGAUCCGGAAUCUUAUGAAAACUAUGCUAUUUCCCAAGAAGGUCAGAUUGCUCUAGAAUGCCAAAAGGGCUAUCUAUCUGUCCUUAGAGACAUUGAACGGCUAAUUGAGCAUACAAUAUUGAUUGAUAAUGAGAAUGACAAGAGGCAAUUUGGGUCAUCUCCUAUUGUAGAUAGUAGGCUUAGGAAGCUAGUCCCAACUGUAGGCCGAUUCCACACCUAUUUACCACUAUGUGAAGCAUUUUUGAUAGAAGAUAGUAAAAGAUUAAUAUCUCAGAGAAGAUUAGUUUCUCCGUCUUUCAAUGACAUUAGGAUGAUGCUAAACACUGCUCAAAUUUUAUCGCUUCUGACUAUCUUUAAGGACCCCCACAAUGAUCAAAGAUUGAAAUUGAUAACCUUUGAUGGAGAUGUCACUUUGUAUAACGACGGUAGUUCACUAACUGAAGAUUCUCCUGUGAUAAAUAGGUUAUUGAGCUUGUUGAAAAUGGACUUUUUCAUUGGGGUGGUGACCGCUGCUGGAUACCCAGGACAAUCGGGAGCGGAUCGAUACUACGAAAGAUUGAAGGGAUUAAUUGAUAUUAUCAGGAUAACCGAUGAACUUACAGAUGCACAGAAAUGCAACCUCUUAAUCAUGGGCGGUGAAUCAAACUAUUUAUUCCGCUACGAUACCAGUAUACAUAAUUUCAAGUUUUUGGAAGGUGAUGAAUGGUACUUGCCCAUGAUGAAAAAUUGGGAUAAGAAAAGAAUUGAACACAUCAUGGACUCCACGGAGGAUCAUAUGAAACGUCUUCAAUCCAAGUUAAGGUUACAAGAUAAAUCAGACAUUGUUAAAAAGGAGAGAUCUAUUGGUAUAGUGCCCAAGCCUGGCCAUAAAAUUAUCAGAGAGAACUUGGAAGAGUUGGUGUUAUCAUGUUCUAUCAAAGUAAAUUCUAUUCUUUCAAGCUUUCGCACAACAGAUUCGAGCGACGGUAAGGUCAAUGUAGACGAAAUCAAAGUGUGUGCAUUCAAUGGGGGUUCAGACGUAUGGGUUGAUAUCGGAGACAAGAGUUUAGGAGUAGAGUCCUUACAAAGGUAUCUAUGUAGAGAAAUGGACCAUCCGUUUUGUCCGAUAUUGAAGUCAGAAAGCUUGCAUAUUGGGGAUCAAUUUGCCAGUCUUGGCGCCAACGAUUUCAAAGCAAGAUUAAGUGCUUGCACAGUCUGGAUAGCUAGCCCUACAGAGACAGUUUCCAUUUUAGACUAUCUUUUAGAAAAGCUCAGUAACUAG